AUAAGAAUGAGAAACAGCUUUGCAAUCGUAUAAUUGACAUUCUUCUUCUACUUGUUCAGAGUUCACACCAAUUCCAGUGUUACUGUUUCAGAGGAAGUGGAGAUGGAAGAAUCGGUGGCAAUCAGAGACAAUCGGAAGUGUUUCAGGGUUACUGUUUCAGAGGAUUGGGAGAUGGAAGAAUAUGAGGCAAUCGUUGUGAAAAGCAAAAAAGUUAGAAACUAUAUACCUGAUGAUGUCUCAUUCUGUAUUCUCUCUAAGUUGCCUUUAAAAUCGUUGAAACGAUUUGAAUGUGCAUGCAAGUCAUGGUCACUCUUGUUACAAGACUCUUAUUUCAUCAACUUGUUCAGCAACAAUAACAAUUUGUUGUCAGUUAGUAAGGAUUAUGAUGAUACAUAUUUCAUCCUAUCAUAUCUUAAAGAUGAAUACACAAUUCCCUCUGAGUUUUAUUUGCUACCCGGCGGCGUGUUCAAAAAUAGGGUCAAAAUUGAUUGGCCACAUCCAUAUCAAGAGUGUCAAGACCCUAUUUAUAUUUUGGGUUCUGUCAGUAUUAAUGGUAUUUUCUGUCUCAGGCAACACUACAAAGGAGGUCCUGUGCUGUGGAAUCCAACUACAGGUGAAUUCAAAGUUAUUCCUCCGACUCCUCCUCCUAGGUCUGUGCCAACUUCCCUGACCUUUCAGUACGGUCUUCAUGGAUUUGGCUAUGAUUCUGUAACAGAUGACUAUAAAGUGCUUCAAUUGACAAAUUAUGGUCUUUUAAAUGACGAAUACCAAAGCUGUUGGGAGUUAUAUUCUCUGAGAAACAACUCUUGGAAAGAGCUUCAUAACUGUAUACCAAAUCGUCACUAUUAUACGCUAGCUCGGAUGAUCGGAGUGUAUGUGAAUGGAGUGUCUCAUUGGUGGGCUAGAAGUGAGUCUAAAUAUGAUCUUGAAGAAUGUUUGAUAUCAUUUGAUUUUAUCAAUGAGGUUUUCUUUACAACACCGGCUCCCUCCUACUUGGAUGUUUCUCCUCGUCCUCUUUCUGUUGAACAAGCCAAGAAAGAUAUAGACAAAUUUCUCGAGAAACACUUGGUUCUUUUAAAUGAGUCAAUUGCCUUGAUAUCAACUUACAUAGAGACAAGUACUUUUCAUAUAUCAAUUUUGGGAGAACUCGGUGUCAAAGAAUCAUGGACCAAACUCUUUGUUAUUAACCACCUACCUUUCAUAUGCUCCCCCAUAGGAGUCGGGAUAAAAAACAAUCUAGUCUUCUUUAAGAGAAUCGAUGAUAAAUUAGCCUGCAUUGAUUUAAAUACUAAGAUGAUUGAAGAGGAUCUUGGUGUUAAUCCAUGGCAUCAUGGCUCUCAAAUAGGAAAGUACAAGAAGAGCUCUCUGCCUAUAGGAGGAAGGAAUGUAUAAUUAAUUGUUUUUUCUUUUCUUCUUUUCGUCAUGUUUAUGACUAUGGUUAUUGUAAUGUUAUAACUUGCAAAAAGUAUA
Vicia villosa (hairy vetch) is the source of this 1470-nucleotide messenger RNA. RefSeq names its product F-box/kelch-repeat protein At3g06240-like. Gene Ontology annotation, molecular function: protein binding. The transcript has a single exon. The record is from RefSeq and is a predicted model, not a curated record. The coding region runs from base 103 to 1392 and encodes 429 amino acids. NCBI's taxonomy places the organism in Eukaryota, Viridiplantae, Streptophyta, Magnoliopsida, Fabales, Fabaceae.